CAGAAGCCAGCAUUCAGACACACACACCCACCCUCUGGGUGGUGGCAAUGGGAGGGUGCUCUCACUGACACACACACACACACACGUUUACACAUGCACUAGCACACACUGAGUCAGGGGGCUUCCCUCACUGCUGCUAACAUGAUUGCCUUCAACCUGAUCGCAAUGGGAUUUUACCUCCAGCUCUUUUUCUGUCUUGUCCUUUCUCAGGCUUCCUUCCUGGACAGUGUCUUCCCAAUCCCUGCAGCGUUUCCAUCGUUUGAGCAGAAGAAACGGAGCAGUAGCCGGGGAUGCUGCAUUUUUACACCUCCUCCCCCACCUAUAUUCCCACCACCACCAUUCUACAGAGAGCGGAGAAAUUCAGAAUAUGAUGAGGAUUAUAAAAACUCACCACUGGAGUAUAACCCAACAAUACCUAUAUGUGUACCUGGCCCACCAGGACCGGAGGGACCUCCUGGUCCACAGGGUUCUCAAGGCUUUCCAGGGACAGCUGGACCAAAAGGAGAUAAAGGUGAAAUCGGCAGGCCAGGGAGGAAGGGAAGGCCUGGUCCUCCUGGUGUUCCUGGAAUGCCAGGGCCUAUAGGGCCUCCAGGACCAAUGGGACAGAAGGGAGAAAAAGGGGAUUCAGCAGCUUUUGGCUUAAGAGGACCAAUGGGCCCCAAGGGUUUCCCUGGCGCUAAAGGAGAAAAGGGAAUGAAAGGAGACAUGGGUGAAAUGGGUCCCAAGGGCGAACAGGGUUUUAUGGGGCUGCCAGGAAUGCUUGGCCAAAAGGGAGAAAUGGGUCCAAAAGGAGAGUCAGGAACUCCCGGUAACAGGGGACCAACUGGGAGGCCAGGAAAGCGUGGAAAACAGGGAGAAAAUGGGGCAACAGGUCCCAUGGGGAUUAUGGGACCCCCUGGAAGACCAGGUGCCACUGGAGCUCCAGGACCCCCAGGACCAGCACAUCAAAUGUCUGGACCAAAAGGAGAAAGAGGUGUUCCUGGUCCUCCAGGAAGAUGUCUUUGUAAACACCCACAGACUGGGUAUAACCCGCAUUAUGAUGAAUCUUUCAAUGGAUACAAUUAUGCCAAGAUAUUCUUGGUUGAUAGCCAGGAGGAGCUGGAUGGAUUGAAUGCUGACAAUGCAUUAGCUUUUCGGAAAGACCUUAAGUCUCUGUAUUACAAGGACACAAAUGGAUGGCUUCCUAUUCAGCUCACACCGUUUAUUCACCCCAGCAGCACUUGUGGGGAUGGAAUUGUCCAGCCUGGGGAGGAAUGUGAUGAUGGCAAUAAAAUCCUCACUGAUAACUGUAUAAAAUGCAAGCGAGCCUACUGCGGAGAUGGCUACCGGCAUGAAGGGGUUGAAGAAUGCGAUGGAGAAGACUUUGGAUUCCAGUCAUGUAGGACAUAUCUUCCAGGGUCUUAUGGACAAUUACGAUGCACUACCUACUGCUACAUUGACUCUACACAGUGUCGAUACUUCACAUGAGAAGUCAGCCGACAUGGAGAGAAUGAAACGCGAUGUCACAAUUAACACCAGGUGCUAUCGUAACAAUGUUCAACAAGAUUGGGCAAUAUACUAAAAUUAAUGUACGGGUGAAAGAGGUGACUCUAUGCCGCUGAUGGCUUUUUGAGAAUUGUUUUAAUGUCCAACUGGAAGAAAUAGGACCACUGCAUCCUGUCUUAACAAACCGCGCUGAUCAGUAUUUGCCAGCGACUCACGGUCUUUAUAUGCCGAUGUAUGGAGAUUUCUCACAGGGCAAAGGCAAAACCAUCACAAAAUAAGAUUUUCACUCUACAGGAAAAUUGUGUUAACAAGACAACAUUACCUCGACUUAGCACUGUUAUACAUGCAAAUGAAACUCUUCAGGUUUAUUAUUUUGGUUUUCUGUAGACUUUUACUAACUAAGCACCUAGCGAAUGCUGGGUUGUGGUGUUUUCCAAGAAAGUUUAACUUCUUAAUACAAUGUGAAAAGUUAAUGUACUGUAUUGUACCUGCGUUUUAUUAUAGCUUCAGCGUUAUGAAGAACGUUCUACUAAGUGGUUCUGUCUGUGAAUUCUAUUGAUCAAGUGCAAGCAGCCAGGAAAUCUAUGGAAUGGAAGGUUUUGGGGAGAAAAACAACAUCAAACAAGGAAGAACACAGAAUUUUACUAUUUACAAAUAUACACAAUCUAAGUUGAUGAUAAUGUUGCCGACCAAAGACUGUAAUAAGUGGAACAUAAGUUUAAAAACAAUUGUGCUGAUGUGAAUGUUUUCUUAACCUUUUUAAUAAACCGAAUGGCAUGAUUCUGUGAACAUUUUCAGGAUGGCUUAAAGAUGCUAUGAAAUCCUAUCAUAAAUUAUUCCAAGUGUUUGAGCGGAGAGAACACAUUUAGAGGGGGAGUACUGAUAUUUGGAUGAAAGAAAACUUCCUUUAAAGCUUUUUUUAAAAUAAAGCAGUCAAUAUCUUAUAU
Spea bombifrons (plains spadefoot toad) is the source of this 2432-nucleotide messenger RNA. It is a transcript of the gene COLQ, whose product is annotated as collagen like tail subunit of asymmetric acetylcholinesterase. The transcript has 17 exons. Gene Ontology annotation, molecular function: heparin binding. The record is from RefSeq and is a predicted model, not a curated record. Lineage: Eukaryota; Metazoa; Chordata; Amphibia; Anura; Pelobatidae. Bases 142 to 1467 code for a protein of 441 amino acids.